Messenger RNA from Diaporthe amygdali, 1311 nucleotides. RefSeq lists its product as uncharacterized. Bases 1 to 1311 code for a protein of 436 amino acids. The transcript has a single exon. NCBI's taxonomy places the organism in Eukaryota, Fungi, Ascomycota, Sordariomycetes, Diaporthales, Diaporthaceae. The record is from RefSeq and is a predicted model, not a curated record.
AUGUGCUAUCACACAUCUGUAGUAUGUUUCAUUUGUGCCACGCCGGUGGGGAGGUGGAUUCAGCCAACAUGCACCUACGAAUUCCAGCAGGGCCCAGGUCAUAAGAUUUUCUACUUCGAGGAUGUAAUCCGGCCACGAACUCCAUAUAGCUGCCCCAACCCUAAUUGUAUUGCGCACCCCGAUCUGCACUCGGCUCUUCGCAAGCAGCAGGAGAAUGCUAUGCAACAAGGGAAGGCGUAUUCAAAGUAUGUCCCCUUCAAUCAAACGAAGUCAUCGCAGGACGAUAACGAUGAGGCUUGCGGUCUCGCAUUAGAUGUGAUGCCAGGCAAGGCCAAUAUCGAGGUUCGGCCAACCUUCAUCAAGGGCGAGAUCUCCAAGCGUCUGCAAAAUCCUCCUUCUUAUCCACCUGAUGCUGUACCAGGGGCUAGACUGUCUCCGACCUGGCUCACAGGGAAGCAGUUCCGUGCAGUUUUUACGGAAUAUUGGGGAGGCAAGUCCGAUAUCCACAAAUUGGCUGACCUUGUUUGCAAAAAUUCUUCUCUUCUACGCAUCUACAUCGACACGUAUAUCAAAUCGCGGCCGGACGAUAUCAGAUACGAGACAGAAUCACCCCUGAGCGAGCCAUUCACUGAGUCUAGUGAAUAUGAAGAUGGUCUCUUUCCGUUUGACGAGCAGGAGAUCCUUGUUGAACAGCCAGGUAUGCCGCAUCCUACAUUUCUCACCCGCCGUGAGCGUCAACUCGUGUUUGCGAUGUUCCAACAGAACCAAACCGUCAAGAAGAUUUCACUGGCCGUCGGUAAGCAACGUUAUAAGAUUUCUCAAUACAUAAAUGCUUACAUGCGGCCAAGGCUGCUCAAGCUCCAGGCUGAACAGCGAGAUGCCGAAAAUCGAGGCGUUGCCAUUCCCGCAAUUGAUACACCCAACGUGACCCUUUCUCCUCAGCCUGCUAGUCCUGAAGCCUCGAAUCCCGGGCCAUCCGAAGACAAUGAAUUGGAGGCUCUGCUGGGUGUCAUCGAUGCCAUCCCUCUUGCCGAAUUGCAAAAUCAGGGGGCAGCAUCCAACGAUGACGGCUCCCUCUUUGGAUGCGACUCGCCUAUUGGGGACCAGGUAGGUCCGCUUGUCUCGGCUUCUCAGAAACAAAUCAUUCAGCCAACUCCUGUGAGACCAAUAGAGUCAGCUGUCGAAUCAGUUGUCGAAAAGUUGGACAAAGAAGUGAGCAUUUCGAGAAAGCGCAAGAAUGAUGAUGAUGAAACAGAGUUGCAACCUCAGUCACGACCAUCCAAGCGUUUCCGUCAUCAUUCACUCCCGUAG